AUGGUGGAGUCUGUGAUAUGUGCAGGCACUGUGAGCAGGGUGAGCUCAGUACUCCAGAGAGAUGUGAAGCAGUUUGGCAAACAGUUCCUUUUCGACCACAGAGAUGAGACUUGUUGGAACUCUGAUCAGGGGUCAUGUCAGUGGAUCGUACUAGAAUUCACUCAAAAAGUCAGUGUGUCUGAAAUCCACAUCCAGUUCCAAGGUGGCUUUUCCAGUAGAAACUGCAUUUUAGAAGGAUGCCUAAAAAAUGAAGAGUUAAAGACAGUAACAGAGUUUUAUCCAGAAGACAUCAAUGCCCUUCAGAUUUGUAUUCGCAGAGCGGUGUGUUGA
Messenger RNA from Staurois parvus, 330 nucleotides. Lineage: Eukaryota; Metazoa; Chordata; Amphibia; Anura; Ranidae. The record is from the annotation of a GenBank genome assembly.